Messenger RNA from Daphnia carinata, 667 nucleotides. RefSeq names its product sodium-independent sulfate anion transporter-like. The record is from RefSeq and is a predicted model, not a curated record. The coding region runs from base 201 to 647 and encodes 148 amino acids. Gene Ontology annotation, cellular component: membrane. The transcript is spliced from 4 exons. Gene Ontology annotation, molecular function: sulfate transmembrane transporter activity. Lineage: Eukaryota; Metazoa; Arthropoda; Branchiopoda; Diplostraca; Daphniidae. Gene Ontology annotation, biological process: transmembrane transport.
UAGGUGAGAUUCCUAGCGGAUUCUCUCCAUUCAGAGCGCCGCCCUUUUCGUUUGAGGCAGACGGAAAGACAUACUCUUUUGUGGACAUUUGCAAAAAUCUAGGCUCUUCGCUCUACAUUUCUCCACUGGUCACCGUAAUUGAAUCGAUUGCGAUUGCCAAAUCCUUAGCCAAAGGGAGUCGCAUUGAUGUCAGUCAAGAGAUGAUCGCCAUCGGUACUAGCAACAUUUUAGGAUCGUUUGCGUCAUCGUUUCCAGUGACAUGCGCAUUUUCACGCACGGUCGUUAAUGCCGCCAGAGGCGUCCGCACGCCUUUCGGCGGACUCUACACUGGUGCUCUUGUUCUUCUGGCCAUUACGGUUUUGACGCCUUAUUUUUUCUACAUUCCAAAAAGCUGCUUGGCAGCCGUCAUCAUUUCCGCUGUUAUUUUCAUGGUGGAAGUCAGCUUAGUCAAGAUGGUUUGGAAAUCAAAAACAAUUGAUUUAGUGCCUUUUGGCUUUACGUUCGUCUUUUGCGUCUUUGUCGGUCUGUCGCAAGGCAUUUUGAUUGGCACGGCUAUCAAUCUUGGCAUGCUCUUAUACAGCACGGCUCGUCCACGGAUUAAAAUCCAUAAAAUCAAGGUAAAAAAAAGAUUCAUACUGGUGGAAUGAAGAAUUCAAAUGUUUUCUUA